UAGUCGGCCAUUAUUGGCAUUUGCCAUAAUACUUUUCAGUACAGCGAUUUAAUUUUUCUACGUUCGUUUUGUUGAAUUACACUCGCAAGUGCAGCAACGUAUUCAUCGUCGCCGAUUUGUAAUAAUAUGAGUAAUGUACCCAAUCAAAAUGGAUCAGGUCUAGAGCAGCAGUUUGCUGGUCUGGACUUGCAGGGCAACUCACAGCCCAGUUCGGCUCCAAGCAAGUACGUUCCACCUCAUCUGAGGAACAGACCGGAUAAUUCCGAAGCAGUAGAACCAGAAAGUGUUGAUACAGACAGAGAUUUUAACGCCCCUCGCCAACCAUCAGGAAACGAUCGCCGUGGUGGCCGAAGAGAUGAUUAUGAAGAUCGUUCCUACAAUGGAUCAUCGAGUUCCGGUUAUGGUGGCGUACGAGGCGGAGGUGGUUAUAGAGGCAAUUACCGCAAUGAUAGAGAUGGCGGCGAUUGGUCGCGUUUCAAUCAAGGAGGCAGCAGGUGGCAAGAAGGAAACGGAGGAAGAAGGAGUGGAGAAAAUCGUAGAGGCCGUUGGGAUGAAUCUAGCGCGCCUAAUCAAGAUUGGACAAAACCACUCCCACCUGAUGAACGUUUGGAGGAGGAACUUUUUGGAAAUAAUAGUACAGGCAUUAAUUUCAAAAAUUAUGAAGAUAUUCCAGUUGAAGCAACUGGUGAAGAUAUACCCUCCCAUAUUGAUACAUUUGACGACAUUAAGCUGACAGAUAUUAUACGCAUGAAUAUUGCAUUGACUCGUUAUGAUACUCCAACUCCAGUUCAAAAGUAUGCUAUACCGAUUAUUGUUGGCCGUCGUGAUGUUAUGGCCUGUGCCCAAACUGGAUCAGGCAAAACUGCUGCAUUCUUGGUUCCCAUACUCAAUCAGAUUUAUGAAAAAGGGCCGGCCGCAUAUAAUGUUGGGCCUAAGCUACAGUCAAGACGUAAAUAUCCUCUUGGUUUAAUAUUAGCUCCUACUCGUGAAUUAGCUACCCAAAUAUACGAUGAAGCAAAAAAGUUUGCGUAUCGUUCUAGAGUGCGUCCUUGUGUCGUCUAUGGUGGUUCACAUGUUAUGGACCAAAUCCGUGAUUUAGAACAGGGGUGCCAUUUAUUAGUGGCCACUCCUGGCCGUUUAGUGGACAUGUUGGAGAGAGGUAAAAUUGGGUUAGAUUUUUGUCGAUACUUAGUUUUGGAUGAAGCUGAUCGAAUGUUAGAUAUGGGUUUUGAAACUCAAAUAAGACGUAUUGUUGAGAAGGAUUCUAUGCCUCCUCCAGGUGACAGACAAACUCUGAUGUUCUCUGCAACAUUCCCUAAAGAAAUUCAAAUGUUGGCUAGAGAUUUUCUUGACAACUAUAUUUUCUUAGCUAUUGGUCGAGUUGGAUCAACAUCUGAAAACAUAACACAAAAAAUUGUUUGGGUCGAAGACAGAAACAAAAGAUCCUAUUUAUUAGAUUUACUAAAUGCUACUCCAAUUAGAUCAAAACCUGCUGAGUCAUUGAUAUUGGUGUUUGUUGAAACAAAGAAAGGCGCCGAUUCUUUGGAAGAAUUUUUAUAUUCCAACGGUUAUCCAGUAACCUCUAUUCAUGGUGACCGAACACAGCGAGAACGUGAGGAUGCAUUAAAAAGUUUCCGAUCAGGGAACACACCGGUCUUAGUUGCUACAGCUGUUGCAGCUAGAGGCUUAGAUAUACCUCAUGUAACACAUGUGAUUAAUUAUGAUUUACCAUCAGAUGUCGAGGAGUAUGUGCAUCGCAUUGGACGUACUGGCCGUAUGGGAAACUUAGGUUUGGCCACUUCUUUUUUCAAUGACAAAAAUCGCAAUUUAACAAGAGACCUAAUGGAAUUGAUAACUGAAUCAAAACAGGAAUUACCUGGAUGGUUGGAAAGUAUGGCUGUAGACUUCAGAAUGAGCAGUGGAAGAAGAAGUAAUGGAGCAAAAGGAGGAAGUCGUUUUGGAGGUGCUGGUUUUGGUUCUCGAGAUUAUCGUACUACGAGCAGCAUGCCACCAAGGGGUGGUAGUUCUGGUCCACCUCGUAGGGACUAUGGAGGUGGCAGUAAUAAUGGAGGUGGAUUUUAUGGUGGUGGUAAUUAUGGAGGAUCAUACAAUAGUGGCGGUGCAGCUUCCAAUGGAAAUUCUUCUACUCAAGAUUGGUGGUCUCAGUCAUAAAUACGCGGUAAAUAAAGAAUAAAUCAUAACUGAUACAUAAAAAAUAUAUAUAUUAUAAAGUUUAGAAAAAAAGUGAAUUAAAGUUUUUUAUGAAUUGAUAUGCCUCUUACAUUUAGGUUGAAUGUCAUUACACUAUAGUUUAAAUUCAUUAUUUAUGUAAAAUGUAUUAAUGAAUUUUGAUUUCAAACAAAGUAUGUUUUAAUUUUUUUAUUUUUUAUUCUAAGCUUUGUUUUUUUUUUUUUAGAUUAUAAAUCAUCUAAUAUUUAUGUUGAGAUAUAGCUCUAAAUCUUCAUUUAAAAUGAGUAUUUAAAGGGAAAAAGAAUAUUAAGCAUUGUAUGUAAUUUCUAUUUAUAGUGUAAUAAUACAAAUUUGUUACAUUCAAUAAUUAUGACAAAAUUCUGUACAUUUAUAUUAAUUUAUUUAUAGCUGAUGAAUUUGAGUAAGACAAAUAAAAUUCAUAAUCACUUUUGUAUUUCAUCUUAGUUUUAAAUUAUUACCUAUCAAUUUAGUUACCUUUUGCUUAUAGCCUAGCAUUAUAAAUCUAAAUAAUCAAAGAGUAUUAUUUAUUUAUUUAUUCAAUGGGUCUUAUGUAAGUAAUAUUUCUAUACCAGGAAUGACGUAUUGACAAUUGGGUGUUUGUUAUUCAAUUGCUUGUUGAGUACUUAAAAAUGAUAUAAUAUCUUUGUUGUUUAUUUAGCUAUGUUGUAUUGUUUUAUAAUGCUGUUUUUCACACGUUUCGUUCAAUGUACAGUAAAGUUGAGACCAGUGGAAUUUGUCCUUGUUUUUUCAUUAUUCUUGAUGUCAUUAAACAAAAUUAUUUCUAUAUGCCAAUAAUUUUAAUUAAAACCUAUUAUUGUAUUUCAUAUAACAUCUGGACAGAUUAAUAUUUCAAAAUACACAAGUUGUCUUCACACUUAUGCUUAAAGUUUAAAAAAGUAUUGUCACAUUCAUAUUUGUCAACCACCCAUUUAAUUAGCUUAAUAUAUUUAUUUUUCUGGUAUACUGUAAAACUAUAUUUAAAUAUAUUAGAUAUCAAAUAUGUAUAUUUAUUUAUACAAUAAUAGGAGCGAAAAAAAAACAAUAUUUUAAAUUCACCCGAUAUAUUGUUUAGAAUAGUUCAAUCAUUGAUUAUUAUUUAAUAGAGUGUCAAAUGUAACUAAACUGAAGACACAUAAUAUUUUGUGUUUAUAUUAUGUAAAUCCUUUUUGUGUAACCUAUCAGUAUGUAUUUUGUCAAAUAAAAACUUGUUGAUAUUUCUUUGUAUCACAUGGAAUUUUCUAAUUUUUAAA
Messenger RNA from Acyrthosiphon pisum (pea aphid), 3461 nucleotides. RefSeq names its product ATP-dependent RNA helicase bel (gene bel). Bases 127 to 2172 code for a protein of 681 amino acids. Lineage: Eukaryota; Metazoa; Arthropoda; Insecta; Hemiptera; Aphididae. The transcript has 13 exons. The record is from RefSeq and is a predicted model, not a curated record. Gene Ontology annotation, molecular function: ATP binding; nucleic acid binding.